AUGUCUUUGCCAGCGUCUACAGCAGUACCCAGUCCCUCAAAACGAAACUCUCGUACGACCGCGUCUCGGGGCAAGUGGAGCGAGGAGCAUUUACUUACUAGUGACAAGUCAGUUCUCAUUGCUGCUGAUCUUGUGAAGCUUCUUGCGAAACCAGAAGCUUGGAAUAUACUUGAAGAAAAGGAGAAACGUCAAAUUCUUAGUCUCCUCCCCUCGGAUAUCCACCCAGCUUCAGAGCUUCCUUCCGACGAUUUAAACUCAAAGAUACCCCCACUUCCGGAUUCGUUUAUUCGAUAUUCCAACAACUGGCGCGAUGGUAUCCGUCAAUUCCAAGUUGACCUUGAGAAUGGUCGAUUCGAUCCAGAGUGGCUGUGUCAAGCCGAGAAUGCGCGGCGCAAGCGAGAGAAUGGCGAUUUUGACUCAUUCAAGGAGCGCGAGUUCGAAAGAUUCUGGGGGCAAAAGCAAAAAACGCAAAUGAAUGUGAUAUCGGGCGAGAGCUCCAAGAUCAAGCUUCCACAGCUCAUCGAAGCUGGUGUGUUCAUGAUCGGCGAUGUGUGGCGCUUCGACUACGUCUGGGGCAAAGGGCCUGAACGAGUGCAUGUCGCAAAGGAAGUCAGAAUACACAAGAUCGAUGGCCAAAAUCUUUCGUUUGUGGCUCCUACUGGCCAACGAAUAUUUCUUACUUCGCAUUCAGCCACCACGGAUGGCAACCAUGUGCAUAAACAGCGUGAUGACCAAAAGCACAAUGGGAUUACUUGGUCUGGGUCAUCUCAGCAUGAUGUUCACGAGUUGAAGCUUGAAGCUCCCGAAAGAGACGCACCCCCAAAUACAGUCUCAAACAGAAUGUCAGAUGACAUUACCAAGAACAGCGAGAUGGAUGCCAAAGUUGAUUUUCAAGAGCCGAAAAGCAUACCCGAAGUCGACGAACAGGCGUGCGUAUCCGAAAACCUUACCAAGGGGGAUGCCGAUCAACGUCCGACUCGUGCCGAAACUCAAGAUAUGGACGAAGACGGCCUCGUUCAAGUGGUGAUCAUGAGUCCACAACAAGGCGCACAUAGUCUCAAGCGACCUAUUCCAUCGGCAGCACCCGAGCCAGCAGCCAAACGAAAGCGUGGCCGACCUCGAAAGGUCGAUCUUUCCACACCUACACACCAAGCUCUGGCUCACGUGGGGGAUCUAUCGAGAUCCGAGGUCCAGGUCCUGAUCAGUGCCGGUCCAUCUGGACAAUCAGCCACUGAAGUCUCUCCGCAAGCCAAUCCAGCCGAAACAAAUCCAAUUCUUGUCGAUACAGUACCCUCAAUGAUCAGCGCCCCGGAACGGCAAUUGUCUUCGCCAGCUUCAACCGCUCGCUCUUUAUCUCCACAGCCCUGCGUGCCCAAACAGAGCGCAAAGCACAUAGACGAUUCCUCCGUUUCUGCACAGGAUGGACAUAUCACAAAGAGUGAUGAAGAUCCCGACAGGGGCCCGAGAGAGCAUGUCUCUCUGAAUCAAACCCCGAGCUCGCUUCGAACAAAUCUCAGGGACUCUUCUGAAAAGCUGACCAAGGAGCUACCUAUGGUAUCGGGCGAAGAAGCUUCUGUGAAGCCUGGCCCAGAGCCCUCAUCGCUGCCAUCAGAGCAGUCUGAUGACCACGAGGUUGAAUGCGAACCGGACGAGAUCAUCUUGUCCGACAUAUCAACGCCGAUGGCGUUGGUCAAAAGAAUUCUUCAGAUUGAUGGUCGACGUGCCGACGGCCGUACGGCCAACACUUGGAAGGAGAUUCGAUGCUACCGCAAAAACCAGGAUAUGGGUAGUCUUUUUGAUGUCAGACAGACAUGGUAUUUAAGGCAGACAUGA
This is a messenger RNA of Penicillium oxalicum, 1833 nucleotides long. RefSeq lists its product as uncharacterized. Lineage: Eukaryota; Fungi; Ascomycota; Eurotiomycetes; Eurotiales; Aspergillaceae. The transcript has 3 exons. The coding region runs from base 1 to 1833 and encodes 610 amino acids. The record is from RefSeq and is a predicted model, not a curated record.